AUGGGCAGAAAGACCCGACAGAAAACCGGGGCCUACACCACCUACCAAGCCACGAGGCUAGCGCAGGGACUCACUGCCCUGAGAGCACAGCAGGACGCCUACCUGCAGACUGGUUCAGCCCCACCUGACGACUACAGCAUGAGUCGAAAAUCCCAGAGACCCGCACAGAACACAGGCAGGACCACGCAGGACAUAGGCGACCUGCUGCAACGACCGAUGGCACCCAAGAUGGCGGCCUCAGACCGUACAACUGCCUUCCAAGAGGAAGGAGAGCAAUCUGGAGCUGAACAGGAACAGUCAGUUGCUCACCCAACGAGGGAGCCACAACCUAACAGGAAUAACCUCACACCUGCUAUCAAACAAGACAUAGCUGACCUGUUAAACAAAAUGAGACAAAUGUAUGCAGCAGAAAUGGACAUGUUAAGGACCGAAAUGCAGGCAGUAACUGCACGCACUCAAGCCACCGAAGAGGACGUCCUAGACCUGAAACAGGAGGUAAAGAGGCUAAAAGAACAAGUAAUAAUAAUGCAGACAUCCCAGUCCAAACUCACCAUGAGAGGACCUAGCAGAAGACCGCAAUAGGCGCACUAACUUAAAAUUAAGGGGGAUAGCGGAUAGCGUUGACUCCACAGAACUACCCCACUACCUCAGGCGCCUCACAGCCACGUUCCUACCGCACGCUCAAGUCAAAAAAUUUACACUAGACUGCUUCUUUAGGAUCAGAAAAGCAAGACAAGCCCCAGCCACAGCUCCAAAAGACGUCAUCAUUCAGUGCCACUCAGUGGCGGACAAAAUCAGCCUCCUCACAGCAGUUAGGGGAAAAGACACCGCUUGCAUUCGAGUUGUAACAGAGCUGGGGAAAGGCGUCCGAUCUUCCUGCUCAUCAGCAACUGAACAGUCCUGA
Molecule: messenger RNA, 904 nt
Organism: Pelobates cultripes (western spadefoot toad)
Lineage: Eukaryota; Metazoa; Chordata; Amphibia; Anura; Pelobatidae
Source: the annotation of a GenBank genome assembly